UCUUAAUUUCACGAAGCUGAGGAACGUAUGUGCACGCAAGCAAGGGAUUCUGUGAAGUAGGUACGCAGGCGUGAGGGACGGCGGUGGCUGAUCUGUAACUCAAGGCUUUCCCAGUACAAGCCAUGGGGAGCGGAGGCGUCAUUCUUCUUUGGACCAUACUUUUAGUAUGGUGCAAAGAAAGCAUCGCAUCAAGCAACGAAAUCCGACUCGUGGGUGGAAAUUCUACCAGGCAGGGACGGGUUGAAGUGUACCAUGACGGACAGUGGGGGACCGUCUGUCACAACGGUUUUGAUAUAAACGACGCCCACGCGGUGUGUCGUGAGCUGGGAUACGGACUCGCUACCGAGGUCCGAUCUCAUGCAGCCUUCGGCGAGGGGUCAGGCCCGGUCUGGCUGAAUGACGUGGCCUGCAAGGGUUUCGAGCUGGCCAUCAGACAUUGCAGCCACACCGGAUGGGGCAAAAAUAACUGUCAGCACCACGAGGACGUUGGUGUGGUCUGCUCGGGAUGUGGAGGUCUCUUUAAUAGCGAGACUGGUACCCUCACGAGUCCCAACUACCCCCAGGACUACUCUCACAACCUCGAGUGUGAAUGGACUAUCGUUGUUGUUUUCGGCAACCGAGCGUCGAUCAUUUUUGAUCCCAACUUCUAUAUCGAACCACACGACAGCUGUGUUAACGACUACGUCAUGAUUCGAGAGCUCUAUAUAAGUCGCAAGGACGUCCUUGGAAGUAGGAAUCUUCCUCUCUUUCUCUCUCGGCCUCUCGGUACUUUCUGUGGAAACAACGCCCCCCCACCCAUCCAGGGCACCGGUGUCACCUUGUCCGUCAGGUUUCGCUCGGACUCUAGCCACAGUGGCAUGGGAUUCUCUGCCAACUGGACAAUUGAAUUAGACCCCAAGCCAUGUGGAGACUUUCCGUGGGACGCCGAUGACGUCACAGUGCACUGUAACUACAGCUCGAGUGGUAUUUGCACUGUCAGAUGCCCUUCGGAAGCGACAAUGUUGACGGGACCUUUCUUUGAUGCCGACAACCGAGGCGGAGUCUACCACUGUAAUAUCUACACUAGGACAUGGGAGGGAAUAAAACCUGUUUGUCUGGGUCGCAAAAACUCAUCUGUUGUUGUUACGGACGAGACCAACCAGAUCCGUCUGGUGGGUGGAGAGUUUUACGGCUGCGUGGAGAUGUACGAUAACGUGACAAACCAGUGGGGGCCUGUAAGGGGAGAAGACCAUGUGAGAAAGGCAUGGACUGACGUAGCAUGUAGAAACCUUGGGUUUACCAAAGGACUUGCUACCGAAGCCUACCUUUUAUCUAAUGGCAUCGUCAGUAAUGGUACUGUUAUGCCCCUGGCGUACAGUUACUUUCCAGGCUAUCCUUCAACGGGACCGAGGUUUGUCAUUGACAUGCCAAGCCCUGAUCUUGAAUACGGAAGUCUGCGUGAUGCCAUUCGAAUUCAAUACGUGGAUCGAACAUGCUCUCCCGGUCAGUCAUGUGACUAUGACCUUGUAGACAGCAUCAUGUGCAUGGCGUGUGCAGGAGAACGGAAUUUGGACGGUGAAUACAUUGAAGACCGAAAAGACACAACUGGGGAUGGUGUAUUCCGCAGGACUACAACCACACGUGCACCACGCCAUGUAUUUGAUACAACCGUCGCCGCAUAUUAUGAAGGGUCAAAAAUCGGCGCUAACGUGACGUGCACAUCUUACCACCUUCUGGUCAGUUUUCUCCACACUUUGAACGACAGAAGAUACAACAAAGAAGACGUCCAGUUAGCAGCGCCACCUUGCAGUGCUGAGGAGAACUCCACCCACAUCUACAUCCAGACCCCCCUCACGGACUGUGGCACUGAGAGACGGGUCACAGAAGACAGCAUCAUCUACAGUAACACUCUGACUGUCAAGCUUAACGCUUCUGGGACGAUUCAGGUCAGCGUGGAGUGUCACCUGCCUCGACACAAGCAACUGACCGUCGGCAUCAACCACCAACCAGUGGUCAAGUCCCUUGUCGUUGGUACAGCCGAGUUUACCGUCUCUAUGGACCUGUACCUCAGUGAUACCUUCAUGUCCCCUGUCUCGGAAUACCCCCUAUAUGUGAUGGUAGGGCAGAUGCUCUACGUGCAGAUACAGUUGACAUCAGACGACUCCAAUCUUCAGGUGUUCGUGAAACAUUGUUUUCUAACCUUCACGGAGAUCUAUAAUCACGCGAACACUGAUAACAUUGUCAUAAUCAGGAACGGGUGUCUACAGGACUCAAGCACUGUUCGUCGCUAUCCGCCACCGUCCACAAUGGAGGAGCGGUUCGGUUUCCAGGCCUUUACAAGUGCCAUAAAGUCACACAAGAUGUUCCUCCACUGUUUUGCCGUGCUGUGUAACGCCACGGACCCGAACUCCCUGUGCGCCCGGGGCUGCGAUCUGGAUCAGCACCCGGACAGACGGAGGAGGCAGCCCGAGGAAAGCACUGAUGUCUACCGGUACCAGCUGGUCCGAGGUCCCAUCUUGCUGAACGAUGAUGAAACAACUCGUGAAGACGUCUCAACAGGUGAAGACGUUGAAGACACCUCAACGUCAAGUCACGCCGAGCGCGUGACAUCUUCUUUCAUGGGAGCAUGCGCAGUGUUGAUCGCCGCCAUAUUGAUCAUCAUCUCGAGCUAAGCAUGGCGGGAAGACAGGACAAAUGACAAAGAGAGAAAGAAACCACCUACUUGUUAUUUCUCUGGACAUGUUAUAACUUAUUCUUGCAUUUCGUGUAAUAUCAGAGUUUAUUAUCUGUGCCGUAUACGUAAAUUUUACUACAAAUUAUAUCGUUAUGCUAUAUCUGAUUAUUAUGAAAAGCGGUAUGUUAAACAGAGUGCCUACAAUAAGUCACAACCAGGCUCCACAUAUCACUGUAAAGACUAGAAUUGUAAAGAUUGGCCCCAAAUACAGAUAGCAAUUGUCAGAGGACACUAUGAGUUCCCAACUGUACUUCUUAAGAAGUACAGUUCGGUCUCCUAACGCCUCUAGAAUGUUGCCUAUUUCACAAAUUUCUACAGUUUUACCAUCAACAAUCGGAUUCUGCUGGAGGUUAACGUUCAAUAAAUAAGUGCAUCGCUUGUCAUAAAGCAAUACACAUGAUUAUGAAAAUA
Molecule: messenger RNA, 3124 nt
Organism: Branchiostoma floridae (Florida lancelet)
Lineage: Eukaryota; Metazoa; Chordata; Leptocardii; Amphioxiformes; Branchiostomatidae
Product: deleted in malignant brain tumors 1 protein-like
Exons: 14
Coding region: 123-2651 (842 amino acids)
Cellular component (GO): membrane
Molecular function (GO): protein binding
Source: RefSeq, a predicted model, not a curated record